This is a messenger RNA of Lepisosteus oculatus (spotted gar), 1406 nucleotides long. NCBI's taxonomy places the organism in Eukaryota, Metazoa, Chordata, Actinopteri, Semionotiformes, Lepisosteidae. The record is from RefSeq and is a predicted model, not a curated record.
GAGCUUUGCUUCGGAGAGAAGCGACGUCUGCACACUGUAUAUAGGUUUACAAUGGGGGAUUUUAAUCAUUAAGAUUAAGCAUUUGUGUACAUAUUUAUAAAUAUGUGAUAUCUAUACAUCAGUAUAUUUUUUCUUUUUGUAGCUAAAGGGCACGACGAUAGGUCGUUUCAGGCUCCGAGCUGUAUUUUGUCUUUAAUCCGUGAGCCUUGUCUUUCCUUCUCCUGUGGGCCGGAAUUUAUUUAAUAAUUCAUUUUUGUACCAGAAGACCGAGGGCGUAGCGGGAGCGGAGAGUGAGAGGAAACGGGAAACGGGCGAGCGAAAGAAACAUUUUUUUUUUUACAUUUCAAAACACCAUUAGAAAAACCGCAACGACACAGGAAGCGCUUUUAAAAUAAGUAUUAAGAUUUCUAAAGCAUGAUGUAUGUGUAGCUACAGCGAAAAUCAAAACGUAUCGUUAAAUGUUACACGGGAGUUUUAUGCGGACACCAGCGCCUCUGCUUUUGGGAAGAAGAACUUAAAAAAACCAGACAUUUUGGAGAGAAAGCGGAUUGUCUCCAGACGAGGAAUAUGAGGGUUUAUUUAUUUUUUGUCUCCUUAACCGACAAGUAGAGGGGCGAAAACGAUUUCUGAAGACCUCUCAGACGUAACGACCCUGGAAAGGAAACGCUGAAUAUUUUUUUUCCCCCUCGUUUGGAACUCGGAAGAAAAUAUAUUUUUUUGUGAUCGUGUGAGAUUCGCGUGUUGGAAGAGCACCCGCGCGAGCGUCGGCGCCGAGACAGAGCCACGAGCGAGUUUGCUGAUUGCUUGGGCUGCAAAGGCACUUGGACAGUAGAUCAACAAUGAGUGAGCUGGAACAACUGCGCCAGGAGGCGGAGCAAUUGAGGAACCAAAUCAGAGAUGCCAGGAAAGCAUGUGGAGACUCGACACUUACACAGAUCACGGCCGGGCUCGACCCUGUGGGCAGGAUCCAGAUGAGGACGCGGCGUACCUUGAGAGGGCACCUGGCCAAGAUCUACGCCAUGCACUGGGGUACCGAUUCCAGGCUGCUUGUGAGUGCCUCCCAGGAUGGAAAAUUAAUCAUCUGGGACAGCUACACCACUAACAAGAUGCAUGCGAUCCCUCUCCGGUCCUCCUGGGUGAUGACAUGUGCCUACGCUCCCUCGGGGAACUACGUGGCGUGCGGCGGCCUGGACAACAUCUGCUCCAUCUACAGCUUGAAGACGCGCGAGGGCAACGUGCGAGUGAGCCGAGAGUUACCUGGGCACACAGGGUAUCUGUCCUGUUGCCGUUUCUUAGACGACAAUCAGAUCAUUACGAGUUCAGGAGACACGACCUGGUGAGUGUUCACAUGCGAGCUCAGCCUCUUACUUCCUCACCUUGGCCGUCCUAAAGCCCUUCGAGUCCUC